Messenger RNA from Calliphora vicina (urban bluebottle blowfly), 1430 nucleotides. RefSeq names its product L-dopachrome tautomerase yellow-e3 (gene yellow-e3). The record is from RefSeq and is a predicted model, not a curated record. Lineage: Eukaryota; Metazoa; Arthropoda; Insecta; Diptera; Calliphoridae. The transcript has 5 exons. Gene Ontology annotation, cellular component: extracellular region. The coding region runs from base 29 to 1339 and encodes 436 amino acids.
GUAAAGACGUGCCUUGUUUUUAACUCCUAUGUUUUCAUUUACAAAGACGAGCCAAAAAAUGUACGGAUUUAUAUUGUGUUUGUUCAUACGGUUAAUCCUUUUCAAUGCGGUAUUUGAGUGUCAAGGAACUGUACUGCGCCAAAGACAAUUUUUUACACUGCACCAGUGGUCUCACGGUAUUAACAUGACCUUUCCAACUGUAAUGGAUAGAGAAGUUGCUGUUAAUAAUGCUUAUUAUGAUGUUAAUCGCAUACAAUUGCCGGUGGAUAUUGAUGUGGAGUAUAAAGAUAAUAAUAAACAUCGAAUCUUUCUCACAAUACCACGAUUAAAUUUCGGUGUACCCUACUCAUUGGCCACAAUAACACCGGAAGAUCACAAUGUAACAAACAAUCCAAGAGUGACAGCAUAUCCCAGCUAUGAAUGGCAUAGAAGUCACGGAUUAAAUUGCACUUCCAUAACAUCGGCUCUAAGGACUUAUGUCGAUGAAUGUCACAGAUUAUGGAUUAUAGAUUCGGGACAAAUUAAUUCUCUACAAUGGUGUGCUCCUCAACUCCUAGUUUUUGAUCUUAAGACAGACGAAUUAAUACAUGGUUUUAAACUACCUAGUAAUAAUUAUAAAGCCGGUAUUUCGGUUUACACCGAUAUGAUAGCUGAUGUUAAGUCAGCAGAAGAAUGUCUAGAUACUAUAGUGUAUAUAUCUGAUGCUUGGGGUCAUGGUUUAAUUGUCUACAACAUGUUGAAACAAAAAUCCUGGCGCAUAGAACAUGAGCUCAUGAAACCAGACAAAACUUUCCGAAAUAAUGCUCAUGAUGGUAUAUUUACUGUCAGCUUAAGUCCAAAAAAUAAUCAAAUGCAAGAACGUUAUUUAUAUUUCCAUUCAUUAAAUAGUUUCAAUGAAAUUCGUAUUGCUUUAAAAUAUGUUAAUAACGAAUCAUUAUGGUAUUAUCCCAAGGGCUAUACUUUGAUCGAUAAAUAUUUUACCACCUUGGGCUCUCGAGGCCUGCAAUGUGAGUCGGAAAUUAUGGAUAGUAAUGGCAAUUUAUAUUGCAGCAUUAUAGGUUCAAGUGCUUUAAUCCGUUGGAAAGAGGGCAGAAAUUAUACGGCAGAUGAUUUAAAUGUGGUGGCGUAUGGACCACAACAAUGGCGUUUUGUUACGGGUCUUAAGUUAAGCGAAAAUCAACAAAAGGAACAGGAGUUGUGGGCUUUAAGCACAGAGCCAAAGCUGUUUGUCGGCAACACUGUACAGCAGGAUCUAAUAAUGUAUCAAAUUAUGGGCUGUCGUGUGCGAAAUCUUUUACGUUCAGAACUUUGUACAAUUGGCAUAAAUGAUGCAAAUUAAUAUUUAAGAUAAAAUGGAUUUUAAAUUGUAAAUAUUAUUAAAUUGUACUAUAUAAUUAAAAAAAAUCAUUUACAUUCUUAAGUAACACAUA